CGUCAGCAACACAUGGAUAAUAUUGUUGUCAUAUCGUUUAGCUGAACAUCAAUAAAUAACAAUAACUAAUUAAUAAAACAUAAUAAUUAAUAUAAAAACAAAAAUUGUUAACAGUUCGAAAGUUUAUAAACACGUAAAGACGUCUGCUUAUUUCGUAUUGAAAUGAAUCUUUUUGUUGUACCGGUCGUGUAUGCGACUGUGGUUUUUUUAACAGUGAUGGUGUGUGGUGAACAAACUAGAGAAGUGUACAUGGAGAAACACGGUAAAGUUCAAGAUCUAGAAACCUCAGCUUCGGGAUACAUAUAUAGGACGGAUGGGCAGAACCCUCCGAUAUUCAUUAAGCUCGGAGAAGGCAACAAUGAAAACUUCAAUGCCAUAUUGGAAGAUUUCAAAAAGGAAAAUGGCUUUCACGGGAUGCCUGUGGUCAGUAAUAAACACGCGUCGCCAUACCACAUACCGGUCGUCGGCGAGGAGAGGGAUGUGCACUACAACAGCGGUCGCAGCAUCGACGGCGGCGGUUACAACCAACCGAGUUCUCGUUUCGGAAACCCGAUGGCAGACGACUUUGACGGCGGGAAGUACGGGCUGGAUGACGCGGACGACUCGGCGGCGCCAAUUUCAGACAUCGGUGGCUAUAAUUUUGAUCACGACGAUCUCGGCGACGCAUUUGACUUCAGCCCGUCACCGUUCAAGUACCAUCGUGACGUGUCCACCGACGGCCUAAAAGGCGACGCGCACGGACUCGACGAUCAGAACUAUUUCGGUUCGCCUUACACCCACAAUGAGUACAAGUCGCCGAGCAAACACUCAAAGGCUGGCGGUUCGUACCAAAAGGCCGGCCAUUACUUCUCGCAGGGCACACUGGGUAACAGCGGCUACAAGAACCAGCACGACUUUGACAAGGGCCACGCCGGAAAGUACGGCAAGGACGACCUGAAGAGCCACUACAAGAAGGCGUCCGGCCACAGCAACGGUCACAAGAACGAGGCGGACCACUACGGCAAGCACAAGAGCGGCACUCACGGAGUCAAAGGCCACAAGUUCGGCGAGACCGAGCAUCACAAGAAGGGGCACAAGACGACCGGGUUCCACAACGUGUACCACAAGGACGAGUACAAUAAGGAACAGAAGUUCUACGACGACGCGCACAAGCACGGCAAGUUCGACAAGUACGGUGGCAAGCACAAGGACUUUUCUCAGAAGGAAGGCGGCCACAAGCACGGCACGCACCACGAUUCGGGCUACGAUGAAGCGCACAAGGGCACAGCCGGCCAGUUUGAGAAGGGCAGCUACCACGAUGGCCACAAGGGCCACAGCGGCGAAUCCGGUCACAAGUCGCACCACGACCACAAGGCCGAGUACGAUACCCUGUCCGACAACAAGAAGUACGGUGAACACGAGGCUGCGGGUGGCGACGACUUUUAUUGAGCGGUGACGAUACUUCAAAGUCUAUAAUAUUAUACGCCUGCGCGUGUAUGGUAAUGCGCACGUAUACUUGGUGGAAGCAACCGCUUCGACAGACUUCAGUGGCGUGCCAAGGUGUGGUGGGGGUGGUAUAUCUUAUAUUCCCUCCCUUCAUUGUCCCACAUAUCCCCUUAGAUUUUUUUUGUCUUCGGUAUAUUACCACCACGAUUCAUUUAAAUGUAUAAUUACUUAUAACCCCCCCCCCCCUGUCCAUUGAAAAUUCCAGGGCACUUCACUGACAGACUUACUAAAUAUAUAAAACUUGGUAGCUUAUUUUAUAAUUAUUAUUAUCGUUGUUUUACGCCUACAAUUGUGUGCAGUGUGUCUGUAUAUAAUAGUAUAUACCUACAUAUAUAAUAUUUACCUCUAAGUAUGUUAUUUAUAUAUCUAAAUAAUAUAAUCAUGUUCAGUGUGAUCAUGUUUUAGGUGAACACUACAUUUCUAGGACGGAUUACGUUGAAUUGAAUAGGUACUUUUCUCACAACCUAUAAUGGGACGUACCUAAAUACACAUUAACAUUAUAACUCGAACGUUUCAAGUUUAUUGAUCCUCUCCCACUCGUAUUUUAAUAAUUACCAAUAUCCUAUAUAUUUUUUAAAUCAUAUUUAGGUAGGACUAAGUUAUAGGUUAGGUAAUAAUAAUAACGAAUACUUUUUUCAUAUUUGUUAAGAUGAUUAAAUUCGUUCAUAAUAAAUAGUUUUUUUUUUAUUUGCUAAAAUGUACUAAAUAUAGUGUUUUACUUAAGUAGCAUUAAAUAUUUUAUUUAAAUAUUUAUUUAAAUAUUUAAACUAGAGACGUUACGAAUUGUUCGAUAGUCACCAUUUUAAUCAUUAAAAAAAAAACGGAUUUAAGUUUAAAUUUUAAAUAGCUCUCAUAAUAGGUCAAGUUUGAUAUUAGAAUCAUAGUUAGAAAUUAAAUAUUACUUUAAAAAAAUAGGCCUACCUAAAUACAUGAUAUUAAAAAUAUAUAUUAUAUUAUAUUAUAUUACUCAAUAUUAGAGAUAUUGGCAUAUUGCAUGCGCGUUUUGGAGAGUUAACAAUUUAACGUAAAAUCUUCCGAAAAUUGAGUGCACUCAACAUGUUGAGUACCUGAGAAAACGAUCAUUCUGUUUAAUAUAUUAUGUUUAUAUACCUUUAUACGAGUUAAGCCUUUAAUUAAUUUCUAAAUAUACGCAUGUACAUAUUAUUAUUUUUGUGCAUUUAUCUGUUCAAAAAAAAAUUAUUAUCCUAUAUACCUACCCUAAUUAACAUUCAUUAUAGUAUAAUAUUAAAUUUAAUCAUCAAAAACAGAACGAAUGUGAAUUUCAGCGGUAAACGGUGUGCUUCUAGAUACAAUUAAAUAUAAAUAAAUAAAUAAAUAUUCCUACCGGAUCAAAUAAUAUUAUAUUAUGAUAACGAAUGCAAUUGAACCCGUGAAAAGGAUCGUUAUACAAAAAAACAAAAACCCAAGGCCUCGUUAUUUGACCGCUCUCUGUUUAUAUUUUAUACCCAAUUAUUAAACGACAGUUUAUAAAGCCGUGAUUUAAAAUCCUAUUAUCGAGAUUCUGGAUUGUGUAAUAAAAAAAAAUAUAUAUAAAAAUACGAUUCCAUACACUAUAUUAUUAUACCUAUAUAUAUACCUAAACGAGAUAUACAUUUAUACACGCGCAGUCCUCUCCUUAUAUUUUAUUGAAAAAAAAAAAUGUAUAUUCGGUUUGUAUGGUUCAGAUUUUGUAUAGCCGUAUAGGUAAUUCAUAUACAUAUAUAUAUAUUAUUAUGUAGGUAUAUGAGAUACCUAUUAUACCGAAAUGGACUAUAUCCAACGUAUAAUAGGUAUACGUAUGCGGUUUAAAAAUAAUAAUAAUAAUAAUUUGAAAGAGUUCACACACGCGCCGUAGUGUAGCAUAGCUA
Messenger RNA from Acyrthosiphon pisum (pea aphid), 3353 nucleotides. RefSeq names its product filaggrin. The transcript is spliced from 3 exons. Bases 163 to 1428 code for a protein of 421 amino acids. NCBI's taxonomy places the organism in Eukaryota, Metazoa, Arthropoda, Insecta, Hemiptera, Aphididae. The record is from RefSeq and is a predicted model, not a curated record.